CGUCACAUACCAGACAAAAACCAUGGGGCUCCCAAAUGCUGAAGCUGAGCAAGAUUAACCCAUUUCGCCGUCACUCCCACAACCCUCAAUUACCCAUAAAAGUCUCUUACUUCGGACCAGAAAGCUAAUCCAUGGCGGAAACUAGCACAAGCAGUGGUAGCAACAGUGAUUCGCCUCUGUUUAGAAUAGCCCCAGACCAUCUCUUCACAGUCCUGCUAUUACUUCCUGUCGAUUCAAUUCUUUCCUUCGCCAUGACCUGCAGGAGAUUCAGGUCCUUGGCAUCAUCUGACACUCUAUGGGAGUCCAUAUGCAGGAGGGACUGGGGUCCAUCGUCAGUUGAUUCUCUCAAGUCUAGCAAACAGGAUCAACAGCUGCCAUGGAUGAGGCUAUACAAGCAGGUCUCUAGGCUUGACUGUGUUUCUUGCUAUAAGCUUUCUGACCCAGAGGAUGAAUUGGUCUCUCCAGGUCCCAGAGCCUCUCACUCUCUCAGUUUUGUAUCCGAUUGCUUGGUCUUAUUUGGUGGUGGCUUUGAAGGAGGACGUCAUCUUGAUGAUACAUGGGCGGCAUAUAUAGGCAAUGAUUUUCGGAGGAUUGUGAAGUGGCAAAAGGUUAGUUCAGGCAUUCCUAGCGGAAGAUUUGGGCAUUCAUGUGUUGUAAUUGAUGACUCUGUUGUACUCUUUGGAGGAAUCAAUGACCACGGGAAUCGUCAAAAUGAUACCUGGGUUGGCCAAGUAUCGUUCCAUAAGAAUUUUGUUAUCACAAUUUCAUGGAGGCUGCUUGACGUGGGUCCCACUGCACCACAAGCACGUGGAGCCCAUGCGGCCUGUUGCAUAGAUGUUAGAAGAAUGGUUAUUCAUGGAGGGAUUGGACUAUUCGGCCUCCGCCUGGGUGACACAUGGAUUUUAGAACUUUCAGAAAAUCUUUGUUCUGGAACAUGGCAGGAGAUUGUUACUCAUCCAUCACCUCCACCGUGUUCUGGACACACAUUGUCAUGUCUUGGUGGAAACCAGACGGUUUUGUUUGGUGGUAGAGGGUUGGGUUAUGAGGUGUUAAGUGACGUCUGGCACCUAUAUGUAUCUGGUGGUUAUGCAAAAUGGGUACAAAUACUGUAUGAAUCACAAGAUAUACCUCAUGGAUUCUCUCUCCCACGAGUCGGUCACUCCGCUACACCCAUUGUUGGUGGUCAGAUAUUGAUCUAUGGGGGUGAAGAUUCAUACAGACACCGAAAGGAUGACUUUUGGGUGUUGAAUGUUGGCACUAUUCCAUCCAUUAAAGUGCAGGCAGCAACAUCCCAUAUCAGAGGAAUAUCAGGGACGAUGUGGAAAAGGUUGAAGGCAAAGGGUUAUGAACCCAACCACCGGUCAUUCCACCGAACCUGUGCUGAUCCUUGGGGGCGUUAUCUUUACAUGUUUGGUGGAAUGACUGAUGGCUUACUGCAACCUAUGGAGUCAUCUGGGCUCUUGUUCGACGGGAAGCUCUUUCUUGUGGAGCUUGAGCUCUAGCUGUAAAAGAAUAAAGUAGAAUGCUCGAGCAGAAAGAUGCACUUCUACCAUGCCUGGCUUGUAGACAGUUUUCUCCAGUAGUUCUCUAGCUUGUUGGUUUCUACUGUACAUUAUUGAUAGACAAUCUUAUCAAAAUAAAAGCUUUUGAUGUCUUUUCUGUACUUGAAAAGAUCAAGACUUGCGAAUUACUGCUCUUAGAAUGGAUACUUGUAGAUACUUGUGGCUUCUGUGAAAGCCGGUUA
This is a messenger RNA of Tripterygium wilfordii, 1744 nucleotides long. Its product is annotated as F-box/kelch-repeat protein At1g51550. The coding region runs from base 132 to 1502 and encodes 456 amino acids. The record is from RefSeq and is a predicted model, not a curated record. Gene Ontology annotation, molecular function: protein binding. The transcript has 2 exons. NCBI's taxonomy places the organism in Eukaryota, Viridiplantae, Streptophyta, Magnoliopsida, Celastrales, Celastraceae.